AUGUUCUUCUGGGUAUUCUGGUACUCCUAUCCUCCACAUAAACAACAACAACGUGACCCCCAAUGGGACAACCGACAACCAGAAUGCAUCCUCCCACAAACAGUAAUAAUUCACUCAUCACGCUCAUCCCAGUCCUCCUCAUCAUCCCUCACCACCACCCUCUCCCAGUCAAACUCCUACAUCCCCCCUCCUCCCCCACCACCUCGCAAACCAACGUUCACAGCCCGACUACGUUCUUCUCCAGCAGCGAUGUUACUCGGUAUCAUCCCUCUCCUCACUCUGGGCCUCGGGUUCUGGCAGGUCUAUAGGCUCAGAUGGAAGUUAGCACUCAUAGACGAGUUGGAGGACAAGCUCGGUAGAGAAGCGUUAUGGCUUCCAGGGAGGAUCAACGUCGACAAACUCCCAGAAUUUCAGUACCGCCGCGUUCUUGCACAAGGAACCUACCUCCCCAGUCAAACGAUAUACGUCGGCCCGCGGACGUACGACGGCGUCCACGGGUAUCACGCGAUCACCCCCCUUGCGCGUCCGGGGGGGAGCACGAUCUUCAUAAAUAGGGGUUUUGUGCCUAAGGACUUUUGCCCUGGAGGGCCGAAGUACGCUGGGUCCCCCUUAGCUUUGGAGCGCACAGGGGGGGAGGUGACUAUCGAGGGCCUCCUUAGGCAGUCCUCGACCCGAGGGACGUUCGUCCCGGAAAACGAGCCCGAAAAGGGAGUGUACUACUGGGUCGACCUUCCCCUCCUCUCCGAGCGGAUGGGAGAAUCGGCACAGCCGGUACUGGUGGACGAAGUGUACGAGGGCCACUUGGGGCUUGUGGCUGAGAAACUUGCCAGGGGGGAACCGGUGGGACGGAAGGCGAAGGUGGAGAUGAGGAACCAGCAUGCGGUUUAUGCGGCUACUUGGUGCGUCCCUGAUUGGGUGAACUUGAGUGGGACUGAUGGGUUGUGA
Dacryopinax primogenitus is the source of this 945-nucleotide messenger RNA. RefSeq lists its product as uncharacterized. Bases 1 to 945 code for a protein of 314 amino acids. Gene Ontology annotation, biological process: mitochondrial respiratory chain complex IV assembly. The record is from RefSeq and is a predicted model, not a curated record. Lineage: Eukaryota; Fungi; Basidiomycota; Dacrymycetes; Dacrymycetales; Dacrymycetaceae. The transcript has 2 exons. Gene Ontology annotation, cellular component: mitochondrion; membrane.